GCCAAGUACCUUGUUUUCCAAAUCAUCAACAAUCUUUGGCUUCAUCCAUUAUCGAAGUACCCGGGCCCGCUACUAUGGCGCGCAUUUCGAUUUCCCUUUCUGCUCUCGAUGGUGCGCGGGAAUCUACCGCAUCAAAUCAAGAGUUUUCAUGAAAAAUAUGGUGAUAUUAUUCGCGUCGCUCCUGAUGAGUUAUCUUUCAUCGUCCCUGAGGCUUGGCGGGAUAUUUACAGCAAAGGUCGGGAGUUCGUCCGCCCAGACCAAUUCAAGGAUCAACCGCCUGGUAAGACAGCUGCCAACUUGAUUGCAUGCUCAGAACCAGAACACGCUCGACUUCGAAAAAUACUUGCGCCUGGAUUUUCUGAAAAAUAUGCCAUGGAACAGGAGCCCUUCAUCCAGUCUUACAAUGACCAAUCAUCUGCAGUGGAUGUCGUUGAAUGGAUCAACUAUCUUGCCUUUGACGUGAUCGGAGAUCUAACUUGGGGAUCUUCCUUUGGCUGCUUAGACGGUCUGACCUACCACCCAUGGGUUCAAACGGUGGGCCAGUUUAAGGCAGCAAUCGUCGUGGGCGCCCUCAAGUUCUACCCACUUGUAUACUCUUUCCUCAUGGCCUCAACACCACCCUCAGCUUUACAAGCUGUAAUGGACAUGUGGAAACUAACAGAGCAAAACGUGCGGGAGCGAGUUGCAGGCGGCGCAAGUCGUCCCGAUUUAGUUGGGACAAUGAUGGCAUCUGAGUCCAUGACCCAAGAGGAGAUGGAAGUUAACUCCAUGUUGAUUGUGGCUGCAGGGAGCGAAUCCGUUACAACAGUCCUGACUGGAGUGAUCAAUCAUCUACUCCGCAGCCCAGACAAACUAAAUACGCUUGUUGAAAAACUGCGGACUACAUUUCCAUCCUCAGAGCAAGACAUCACUGGAUCCGCUUUGAAAUCCCUCCCAUAUUUGGAUGGAGUAUUGAAUGAGGGCAUGCGACUUUGCCCUACAAUCCCAGAUGGCAUGCGUCGCAAUAUACCCGCUGGUGGAGCAACUAUCGCUGGGCAAUUUGUCCCUGGAGGAAUGGUGGUCUCGGUUCCCCCAUUCGCGACCUAUCGCGCGUCACGCAACUUCAGCCAUCCAACAGAAUUUGCUCCAGAGCGCUGGUUAUCCGAUGAGGCGUCGAGCUCGAAAUUCAAAGACGAUAGUAAAAUCGCUUUCAAUCCGUUCUCCCUGGGUGCACACAAUUGUCCCGGCCAGAAUUUGGCUUGGUUGGAACUGAGGAUUAUCCUUGCGCGAUUGCUGUGGAGGUAUGAUCUGUCGAUCCCACCUGGUGUCGAUUUGCCUCGGUGGGAGGAGCAAGGUAUCUGGUGGUUUUGGGAUAAACAGCCCACAAUGGUUCGUUUCAGGAAGUUCCGGUAA
Messenger RNA from Penicillium malachiteum, 1392 nucleotides. RefSeq names its product cytochrome P450. NCBI's taxonomy places the organism in Eukaryota, Fungi, Ascomycota, Eurotiomycetes, Eurotiales, Aspergillaceae. Gene Ontology annotation, molecular function: monooxygenase activity; iron ion binding; oxidoreductase activity, acting on paired donors, with incorporation or reduction of molecular oxygen. The record is from RefSeq and is a predicted model, not a curated record. The annotation marks the transcript as partial. The transcript has 2 exons.